GAAGCCUUUGAGCGCAUGGGGAGAGAGAGAGUUUAAAAAAAAAAAAAAAUGACAACGCCUCCUACUACUCAGAGCAGAGUACAUGUAUGAUCUGCUCAUGAACAAAGCAGCUAACAAGCUCUUUUCUUAACUGGGUGGAUUGUUUCUGAGUGACAGUUGUCCAUCUGUGAACUGACACGACAGAAUGUCACGGCGGGACCAGAGGUUUCGGAGAGGAAUGAAAGGACGGUGCUGUGAAUGUGGCUGUAUCUUGUCUCACUGGUACUAUGAAAGAGAGGGACAGCUCUAUUGUAAGAAGCACUACUGGGCCCGUUAUGGAGAGCACUGCCACGGCUGCAAGGAGACAAUCACAACAGGACUCAUUAUGCAGGUUGCUGGAGCGCAGAAGUACCACCCUGAAUGCUUCACUUGUAUCAGCUGUGAUAUGUUCAUCGGAGAUGGAGACACUUACACGCUCGUCGAACACACCCAACUCUACUGUGGUCACUGUUUCUGUCAGGAUGUAGUAUCAGCUGUUAGGUCAGCUUCUCCACUCACCAAGAGUCCCCACAUGGUGGCGCUGGUGUCCCUCCCUCCCCAUACAGGCAGGCGACGAGGCCUGACUGUGGCCACUGACCUCAGCCAAGACGCAUGUCCUCUCGUCACUGUUACAGAGUUAGAUUCAACUGUCCUCAGCCCAGAUCUGCUGUCCUCUGUCCACACUGGUGAUCACGUACUGGAGGUCAACGGCAUUCCUGUUCGCAACAUUUCCCCAGAUGAGAUACACUAUGUGAUCCAGGACACAAGCAGACCACUGCAGCUGACCAUUGAACACAACCCGCAGUCUCCUGAUGACCUCCUUCGCUCAAACAAUCCCCAGGACAACAUCAGCUGUCCUGAGCCCUGUGUCCGCAACAAACUUUCUUCAACCUGCAAACUCCCAAGUCUGGAGGAAGAGCCAAGUCCAGUUGUGGAGACGGAUGCACAAAUCAGGAUGAGCCUCUCACCGCCUCAGUACCAAGGAAUCAUGGGAAUGCGAUCCAGACACAUCUUGCGCAGCUGUAGUAUAGAUAAGUGUCCUCUGUCCCCUGGAGCAAUGUCACUUUUAUCUCAAAGGAGAGAUAUGGUUCGCUCAGAGUCCCUUCGUGUGGACCCUGGAGAUCGGACCCACCGCAUCUUCAGACCUUCAGACCUCAUCCAUGGAGAAGUGCUUGGCAAAGGCUCCUUUGGACAGGCUGUCAAGGUAACACAUCAGGAGACAGGGGAGGUGAUGGUGAUGAAAGAGUUGAUAAACUUUGACGAAGAGACACAGAAGACUUUCUUAAAGGAGGUGAAGGUGAUGCGCUGUCUGGAUCAUCCCAACGUUCUAAAGUUCAUUGGACUGUUUUAUAAAGACAAACGAAUAAAUUUUGUCUCUGAAUACAUCCAGGGAGGAACUCUCCGAGAGACCAUCAUUAAAAUGGACAAGGAUUUUCCCUGGAAUAUAAGAGUGGGUUUUGCCAAAGACAUUGCAGCUGGAAUGGCCUAUCUUCACUCCAUGAAUGUUAUCCACCGAGAUCUAAACUCACACAACUGCCUGGUCAGAGAGAACCAGUCUGUGGUGGUGGCAGAUUUUGGACUAGCCCGGCUGGUGAUGGAAAAGAGGAAUCAGAGCAAAACAUCUUCUAUGGAGCAGCCUGCAAAGGGGACAUUGUCAGAGUUCCGCAGGCCUGACCGAAGGAAGCGGUAUACUGUGGUAGGAAACCCCUACUGGAUGGCCCCCGAGAUGAUCCAUGGAAAAACCUAUGAUGAACGGGUGGACAUCUUUUCCUUUGGUAUCAUGAUAUGUGAGAUAAUAGGCAGAGUCAGUGCCGACCCUGACUACCUUCCCCGGACAAAUGAUUUUGGGCUAAAUGUAGCCGGUUUCCUGCAGCAGUACUACCCUAGUGAGUGCCCCUCAGCCUUCCUGCCACUGGCUGUCCUCUGCUGUGACAUGGACGCUGAUGAACGUCCUUCCUUUUCAAAGCUGGAGGAGUGGCUGGAGAACCUACUGAUGCACCUCGACAUUGGUCUGCAUUUGCUCUCUGAGUUAGAGCAGCUACGUAGAGCCUUCUGGCAGGAUCGCAACCACGAAAACGACUCUCACAAACAGGACAACACCUGUAAUUCUCACGAACAAACCCACUGCUCAGAGCCACAAAGACAGAGCCCCGACCCUAAGCAACAUUCCGACAAUGGAAAUAACCACAUAGAGCCUGAUCACCUCACUCAAAGCCAAGACCAAAACAGCACGCCUGACAGCGAUUCAGAUGAACAGCAACACACACAUGAUAACCAUGACAUGAGGACUGAGCACCACCACUCCUGUUUGAACAGAGAUGGUAUGAACCACUCACAAGACAAGAGCCAGUGUUGCCGGUCUAUGAGCACAGACUCAGUCAAGAAUGGGUCUGAAACCUAUGAACACAAUAACCCCUCAGGACAACCAAAAGUCCAACACAAGCCCUCAAAACCACUGCAGGUCAACAGCUCGCUGCCAGGCCAGUCUAACAGGCACAGGAGGACAUGCAGAGUGCUGUGGGACAGAUCUACAGAGGACAGCUCUUUUCUCUGAUUUUUUAAUUUGAUGGCAUAAACAGGACACAUCCACAAAGCGCCGUUUUGAGGGAUAAAACACUGUAUGAACAGUGUUUGGGAGAGAACUGAAUGAAUCGUAACGCUUUAUGUGGAAUACUAAUGGAUUGAAAACCUGCAGAGACAUUAAACCAAUAAAUGCUGAUUCAUACAGGAUAUUUUACACGAGAAGUAGUAACAAUUUGUACACAGUUUGAUAACAAUUGCCUAGCUCAUUACAUUUUCCUCACAUUCCUCUGUGAACCAGUAUCUACUGUAUGUGGUUUCAACUAGAGCUCGACCGAUAAUGGAUUUGGUUGAUAUCCAUAUUGACAUAGGAGAGUUCAACAUUAAAUACAAUAGUGGCAUAUUGGCCGUUAUUCAUUUUUUAACACAUAACAGAAACAAACUAUUUUGAUAAGGAUUCCUUAAAUUCCAAGACAUCUGUCUGAUGGACAGUCUACAACACUGUUUUUAAAUUACCUCAAACAUAUCUUUUGCAUUUCUGUAUCACAAUUUGUCUUUACUUAUUGGCCAACAUCCACAGUAUGAAAAUAUUAGUAUAUCUGUUAUAAGCUAAAAAUGGCUGGCCAAUUUAUCGGUUGGGCUCUUGUAUCAGGUUUUUCUAGAAGCUGUGAAACACGUGGCACUUUACUCUUUAAGCUACAUUGCAUGGAUCACUUAUUUAUCAUAAUUCCUUAUGCAUUUUCUGUUAAAAAUUUUAAGACCACAUCCAACGCAGAGC
Xiphias gladius (swordfish) is the source of this 3316-nucleotide messenger RNA. Its product is annotated as LIM domain kinase 1-like. Gene Ontology annotation, molecular function: protein binding; protein serine/threonine kinase activity; ATP binding. NCBI's taxonomy places the organism in Eukaryota, Metazoa, Chordata, Actinopteri, Istiophoriformes, Xiphiidae. The transcript is spliced from 15 exons. The record is from RefSeq and is a predicted model, not a curated record. Bases 185 to 2572 code for a protein of 795 amino acids. Gene Ontology annotation, biological process: positive regulation of stress fiber assembly; protein phosphorylation; actin cytoskeleton organization. Gene Ontology annotation, cellular component: cytoplasm; nucleus; neuron projection.